This is a messenger RNA of Ostreobium quekettii, 312 nucleotides long. The record is from the annotation of a GenBank genome assembly. Lineage: Eukaryota; Viridiplantae; Chlorophyta; Ulvophyceae; Bryopsidales; Ostreobiaceae.
AUGUCCGGACGCGGCAAGGGCGGCAAGGGCCUGGGCAAGGGCGGCGCCAAGCGUCACCGCAAGGUCCUGCGGGACAAUAUUCAGGGCAUCACCAAGCCGGCGAUCCGGCGCCUGGCGCGGCGGGGCGGCGUGAAGCGCAUCAGCGGCCUAAUCUACGAGGAGACGCGCGGCGUGCUCAAGGUCUUCCUGGAGAACGUGAUCCGGGACGCGGUGACCUACACGGAGCACGCGCGGCGGAAGACGGUGACCGCGAUGGACGUCGUCUACGCGCUGAAGCGCCAGGGCCGGACGCUGUACGGAUUCGGCGGCUAG